Ctenopharyngodon idella (grass carp) is the source of this 5967-nucleotide messenger RNA. RefSeq names its product sialidase-4-like. The record is from RefSeq and is a predicted model, not a curated record. NCBI's taxonomy places the organism in Eukaryota, Metazoa, Chordata, Actinopteri, Cypriniformes, Xenocyprididae. The coding region runs from base 66 to 1241 and encodes 391 amino acids. Gene Ontology annotation, molecular function: exo-alpha-sialidase activity. The transcript is spliced from 11 exons. Gene Ontology annotation, cellular component: cytoplasm; membrane; lysosome. Gene Ontology annotation, biological process: oligosaccharide catabolic process; ganglioside catabolic process.
CGAACAUUCUGAGAGACUCAACUGUUGCUGCUGCAGGAAAGAUAAUUUCUGGUUAGAAUUUUACAAUGGCUAAUGAUACAUCUUCAGAAAGCAGUUCAAUUCCUCCCGAAAGCAAUUUAACUAAUCAAGAAGACAAUACAACAGCAACAACAUUCAAACAGGAGACAGCAUUUUAUUCAAAACAGGUGACAUACAGAAUUCCAGCUCUCAUCUAUAUCAGUAAAGAUCAAACCUACCUUGCCUUCGCUGAAAAGCGGAAAUCUAAACAUGACACAGAUGCAGAAGUGCUUGUGAUGAGAAGAGGAUCGUGGAAAGAUGGCAAGAAUGAAGUUGAGUGGGUCAGUGGACAUCAGGUGCUCACAGCUUGUCUACCAAACCACCGCAGCAUGAAUCCAUGUCCGGUCUAUGAGAGAGAUUCCGAGACCCUCUUUCUGUUUUUCAUUUGUGUUCUCAAUGGGUACAGUGAAUCCUACCAAAUAUACCAAAAAAGGAACCGGGCUCGGCUUUGUUACAUAACCAGUAAGGACACUGGCAAAACAUGGAGUUGUAUUACUGAGUUGAAAGAAGUGAUCAGUGAAAAGGAGAAAAACUGGGCCACCUUUGCUGUUGGACCAGGACAUGGUGUUCAAAUGAAGAGUGGAAGACUGAUUAUCCCAGCAUACACAUAUUAUUUUGGAUCCGUAAGUGAUAAGCCCACAUCGCAUGCAUUUGCAUUCUACAGUGAUGAUAAAGGAAACACUUGGCAUGUAGGAGAACAUAUGGAUGGUGAGUCUAAUGAGUGUCAGAUGGCUGAGAUCAUAGACGACGAAGGUAACAGCACACUGUACUGCAAUGCUCGAAGUACAUCUGGCUACAGAGUCGAGGCUCUAAGCAGGAGUGGUGGAGAAGAUUUUGACAAACCUUCAUCUGCUCAAGAGCUGAUAGAGACUGGUGAACAUGGCUGCCAGGGAAGUGUGCUGAAUAUUCUGUCCCCUGAUCAGAGUACAUGGCUGCUCUAUUCUCACCCAUCUGAUAAAGAGAAGAGAAAUGAUCUCAGAAUCUAUAUAAAUAAAUCACCAAAGGAUCCCAUGCAAUGGAAAACCAUACAAUGCAUCAAUGAAGGUCCAAGUGGAUACUCAGAUCUGGCAGAGUGUGAAGAUAGAAAGUACAUUGCCUGUCUCUUUGAAUGUGGACAGGAAAGUGAAAUUGAAACGAUAGCCUUCAAGCUUUUCAAUAUCAGUAACGCUUUGGAUAUUCAAUAAGUGGAUUCUCCACAGCAGCCUUCAAGUUCAUGCUGCAAAAAUUUGUGUCUUUUAAUGUAAUUUUUGUUUGUUUGUUUGUUUGUUUGUCUGUUAUAGUUAAUUUGCUUAAUGAAAAUGGCUGAAUGUUAAAAAUCGAGUUGAAAAUACUUCAAUAUAAUAAUUCAAAUAACCAACCAAGCAAUAUGCUUUCGUUAUUAUAACUGUAUUAUAACCUUUUUAAAUCCUAUAUUUCAUUCACCUGAAUUAUUCAAUAUGUAGGAAACAGCAAACAUAUUUUAUUGGUCAUUUCAUAACAUUACAAAAAGGAGAGGUACCCCGGUAAAAAUCAUGUUCUGGGUGGUAAAAUCCGUGUUUUUGGUGGGGUUCCCCUGGUAAAAUUUGAUUCUAAAUAUCAUGUUAUUUGGGGUCACUUCAAUCCGCGGACAUGAAAAACAACCCGCAGAAACAGUGUUAAAGUAGCCCAAUUCCGUGGGAAAACUGUGGACUUGGCAACACUGCCACAGACCCUCUUAUCUCCCAAUAGUAAGAAAAUCUCUGGUUUCGCAAUGUGCUGCAUUCCAAAGUUUAUAGUUCAUGCACGUAACAUGCAUUUGACAAGUAUACACUCUUAAUUUGCCUAAUAAUUCUUCUCUUAUUAUUCUAGCUACAAAUGUCAGCAGCUCAUUACACAGAUUAGAAUGAAAACUGAAGUCCUCAACUCCUUGUAAAGAUAUUCUCAUCUGUCAAUGCUUUGCCCACCUAAUCCGGUAAACAUGAUGGAUUUGUGUGAGAGUUCAAAUCACUAUGGAUGGGCGGUAACUUGGAAGAUCACCAGAAGUGUGCCGGACAAUAGCCAUAUGACAUGUGCUAGAUGAUUGAAUGUAAUAAAGUUAUAUAAUACAAAAAAGAAGACCAUAUUUUUUUAUCCAACACAACCCUUUAAGAUUGUGUCAAAGAACUAAUGCAAUCUCUCUUUUGCAUUUGUCGUUUUCCUAUGAUUUACAGAAACAAAACAACUCUUACAUCACAUUUCAACAAAGUAUUUCUCAAAAGACUAAUGCCCUUAUGUUAAAAAGCAAGAACAUCACACCCUUAAGAGAGAGAAAAAUCAUGUGUUGAGUGUGUCUUUUUCAACACCCUAAAUAUCUUCCUGGGUUUCAAAGAAACUUCUCACCAACACUGAAAGGUGAAGAAACUCCUUUGAAAAUACUGACUCUUAAUCAUCCACACUUGUCCCAGUGUGGCGAGUUAUAUAAAGAGAAAAAGAAAAAAAAAACACUUAAUGUGGAGGACAUUGCUAACUGCAGAGAGUUUGAAACAGAAGAUUUACUUGCAAACCUCAAGCGCAAUCUUUGUCUUUUCACUUUGAUAUUAAGAGAGAAGCAUUGUAUUGCUGCCACAGUUCAGUUUUUGUAUUCAGUAUUGUGGAGAACCUGCGAGUAAUCUCAUUAUGCUGAGAUUAUAAGAUUUUACCUUCAACAACAACAUCAAAUUGACACUGAUGCUGAUGACGACUUAUCUGAACUACUUAAUAAGCAAAAUAUUAAUAUUAAAUUAAUAAGCAAAAUACGUUUGAUGAAUGCCUUCGACAGAUCAGUAGUGAAUGGAUACUUGAGCACUAUUGUGAAGAUGAACUUGGAUACAUUGCACCUGUACAGAUUCUGCUGGAUCAAACAGAACAUGGUGCACAUUUCCAGUACAUACCUCUCAAGGCUCUGCUAAGGUUGCUCAGAAUGAGGAUGUGCUGGCAAUGCUUAACCAAGAGAAAACACCCAAACAUCAGGAUGUUAUGGAGGACUACACUGAUGGAGACCAGUUCAAAUGUUGUGAGCUUUCUUCCUUUCCGAACGUACGUCUACAUUUCUACAUCGAUGAAUCUGAGUUGUGUAUUUUAAACUCGGAAACAUUGAUAAGAAAUAUACAUCAAAACUUGAGAAUAUUUACCUUUCAUCAUUAAUCAGACAUCGGUAUAUUAAAGAAGAUCUUACAAACUAUAACAAUUUGUUUCAGCCUUUGAUUGAAGAAGUGACAUGUCUUGAGACCGAGGGAGUGACUCUGUCAUGUAAUGGGGAAAGCAGAAGAUUCUAUGGCACAGUAGUCACCAUCUCAGCAGACAAUCUUUCAGCUCACUCUUUGAUUGGGCUGAAAAUAAAUUUUUCACAUGGGAGAAUAUGUCGUUUUUGCAUGGCCACAAAAGAAGACAUCACUACCAAAUUCAAAGAAGAGGACUUCACUCUAAGAGACAGUGUUAACUACAGAUAUCACCUGCAGGCUGUCUGUGAAAAUCCUGAUAAUGGGUCUGUUUAUGGUGUGCAGAGAGAGUGCUGUUUCUCAUCUCUUAACUAUGCUCCUACAGUGAUAACUCACUUGUUUCCACCUGAUGUGAUGCAUGAUAUUUUCCAGGGAUUUAUUCCUAAUGCUCUCAGAUGGAUUCUUCAUCAGUUAAUCCAGGAUAAACACUUCAUCCUAGAUCAAGUGAACUUUGAAAUUGAAAAUUUAUCAUAUUCUGUAAAUGACAAAACAUCUAAGCCACAAAUCUUGACGGAAAGAAUGUUGCGAAGCAAAGGUCAACUCUCUGGUAAAGCUUCAGAAACCUGGACAUUGUUUCGACUACUACCACUAAUAGUCGGAUGUACCUCCAAACAAGUAUUGGAACUGCUACAUUUUACUGCGCGAAGUGAUAGAUUUGAUCAUGGCCCCAGUGGUUAGAAGAUCGUGGAUACCCUAUCUUGAGGAGAAAAUUACAGAGUUUCUGGCAACAUUUCAUGAACUCUUCCCUGAUGGUGUCAUUCCAAAAAAGCAUUUUUUAGUGCACUAUCCUAUACUUAUGCUGAAAUAUGGGCCAUUAAUUCAUUUGUCUUGUAUGCGGUUUGAGGCAAAACAUCAAUAUUUCAAGAAAGUGUCUACUGUUGUUUGCAACUUCAAGAACAUCACCAAAUCACUUACUAGAAUGCAUCAGCUGAGACAGUGCUGGGAGCAAGCUCAGAAGAAAAGCAUUGGAUAUGAAGUGUGCCAUGCCUGAGGAGCUUGUGAUGUCCCAUCAAACACCCUGCCUUCUUUAGUAUUGGCCACACUGGAAACACAGAUUGAAAGACCUCUGUUAAAUGAAGUCAAAAAACAAAUUCCAUCACGGUUAACAAUACAGCUUAUAAAACUGGAGAAUGCAAAGUGAUUGACACUGUACACACUGAAAUGAUUCCAUUAUUUCUCAAGAUCAAAGCAAUAUAUGGACACAGUGGUUCGUGUUACAUGUUUGGAAAAAUACUCAUUCCAUUCAAAUUUGACAGUCAUCUCCAUGCAUACAAAGCUACCGAAACAUCUUGGCGGCCCUUGAAGUAGGGAAAGAGUUAGAUUUCCAUGGACUGGACACUUAUACAAACCUGGAAGGAACUCUUUUGAUCCCCUUACGACAUUGGAUUACUAAACAUUAGAAUGUAGAAUGAAAUUGAUGGGGACACUUUUGUGAACCUAACUGAAAAUAUGAUUUCCGAAAAUGGAGAAUCAAGUUAAAUUUAUAAGAUUACAACAAAGCCUAAAGACUGAGAUGCCCUCUAAGACCACACACACCAAUCAUGAGACUUCAGUUGGUAUUUCACAUGGGCCAAUCUCAAAACAGAACAUUGCCCAAACAGUGUAUCCAGCAAAUUAUCAGCUGCCAAAAUUUCCAUUGGCAAUACAAAAAAAUCUUGAUGAGGAGAGCAGAGAUUUUUUUUUCCUCAACAGGACGGAACAAAUGGAGAUCGAAAGUAAUUCAAACUCUGUUUGAUCAGAUGUGCUCAUAUACAUGGUAUCCAACAAGUGAACAAUACAACAAGGUGUGUUCAGCCCUUGUUACUAAAUACCAAUUCUUGAGAGACAGAACAGGAAGGUGAUAUGAGUCAUUGCAUGAGAUUCUUAAGAACAAAUUCGAGAAAGAAAGAUCACCCUUGGUUGACAUUGAAGAGAUAAAUAGUAUUCGCAGCAGAUUUAGCAGAGUAAAGAACCAAAUGAUUUCUCCAAGCAUCCAACAGACAUCUGACACCAAGAAAGCAACUAAUAAAGAAACUGAGGAUCUAUCUGUAAUCCAAGACAUGUACCAAAAGAGACAAAGGUCUGAAGAGAGUGAAUCAGGAGAAGAUGAAUACAGCAUAGGGAUCCACUUGGAGAAAAUGAGAACAGAAUGCUUGAAGAAGACACCAAAUGUCCACCUUUACAAGACUGCAUGGCACAGACGAGGAAUGAGAGGGCAGACUACAAGAAACAUCCCCUCAAUUCUUGUAUCAGAGUUUGAAAGCAUACUUCAUGCAAACAUUGAAAAAAACAUCCUGAAAAAUCUGGACCUGGUGGCACAGAAAGUUAUUAAUGAGUGCCACAGAAGAGAAGUUGGGUGGAAAUUUGUGCUGAGUUGGCUGAAGCGAAAAAAACUAAUGUUGAUUUGGCACACAAAGUGGGUCAGUGGACAUCAGGUGCUCACUUCAGCUUGUUUCCCAAACCACCGCAGCAUGAAUUCAUGUCCAGUCUAUGAGAGAGAUUCCAAGACCCUCUUUCUGUUUUUUUGUUCCCAAUGGAAUCUCUGAAUACGAACAAAUACGGACAAUAAGAGCCAAGGACGGCUUUGUUAUGUGACCAGUAAGGAUGCUGGCAAAAGACUUUUGACAAAGUCUUAACCCCAAACAAGCUAACAGAGACUGGAAAAAGAUGCCAAGGCAGUGUGUUGAGUUUUGUUGGACAGAGUAGUCCUCCAAAGACAUGGCUGCUCUACUCUCAU